Messenger RNA from Nicotiana tabacum (common tobacco), 381 nucleotides. RefSeq lists its product as uncharacterized. The record is from RefSeq and is a predicted model, not a curated record. NCBI's taxonomy places the organism in Eukaryota, Viridiplantae, Streptophyta, Magnoliopsida, Solanales, Solanaceae.
AUGUUGCGGCAGGGACACCUCAAAGAGCUGCUGAGCAACAAGGGGAGAAACAACUUGGCUAGAGGACGUGAACACCAAGGCCUGUCGAAGCCACCGUCACCAGAUCACACUAUCAACAUGAUCAUCGGUGGCAGUGGUGACGCCUCCAUCAAUGAUGUUAAAUUCACUACCACUCACAAGCUCAAACGAUCUAUCACCCGCGAAUGGUAUGACGGACUUGAAGAAAGUAUCAUAUUUGAUGCGUUAGAUGUCGCUGGUUUGACUUUCCCUCACAAUGAUGCUCUCGUCAUUACAUUGCGCAUUUUAGAUAUUGAUGUCAAAUGUAUCAUGGUAGACGAUGGAAGUGGAGCGUGGAUUAUCCAUCCCCGAGUACUUACCUAG